This is a messenger RNA of Alternaria atra, 1026 nucleotides long. RefSeq lists its product as uncharacterized. The transcript has a single exon. Bases 1 to 1026 code for a protein of 341 amino acids. The record is from RefSeq and is a predicted model, not a curated record. Lineage: Eukaryota; Fungi; Ascomycota; Dothideomycetes; Pleosporales; Pleosporaceae.
AUGCUUCUCAAAUCAAACCCUCUGAUUGCGAUGGGCAUGGCGAUCACGCUACAGGCCUUAUCAGCAUCAUCCUACAGCAUCCCAUCUCGCCAGCAACAAGACCUGUAUAACUCCAACAUUGUUUUCGAAGCUCCCAAUCCUACUUGGCUUGAGGGGAUAGCAGUGCGACACAAUGGUCAGAUUCUUACCACUACCAUCAGCGCGCCGAUACUGCUACAAAUCGACCCAAGCCAGAAGCGCGACUCGAUCGCGGUCGCACGAAUUCCUGACGCCACAAGCACUCUUGGAAUUACUGAGCUUGAGAAAGACGUAUUCUACGUCAGCGCGGGGGAUAUGAGCAAUGUGACUGCGACGAGCUUAGUGUUCCCUAGCAAGAUCUGGCAAGUGGAUAUGCGGCAUUUCCGCGCAAACGAGCAAGGAAACGUUACUCGACCGGCAAAGAUAUCCUUGGUCGCAGAUCUCUCUAACACUACUUUUGUCAACACUUUGUCUCGACUUGGACCGAAGGACAACUCAGCAAUACUUAUCUCCGAUUCUGGCGCCGGCCACGUCCUCAGGCUAGAUGUUCGCACUGGUGUUGCCUCAGUAGUCAUCAACGAUCCUACUAUGCUACCAAACGUCCCUGGAUCAGCGGGUGUCAGCGGAAUUCACAUCCAUGGCUCUGAGCUUUUCUACGCCAACUUUGCUGCAGCGACCUUUCUGAAGAUGCCCAUCUCACUUAUCACUGGCAAGCCAGUCGGACCAGCUACUCUCAUCACGAACGGCACUCUUAUCGAUGACUUCACACUCUCUAGGGAUGGAAAGAAGGCUUGGGCUUGCACAAACCCUCGCAAUCAGUUGAUCGAGAUCGAUAUACCCGGCCAGAGUUUCCGAACUGUUGCUGAAGGUUUGAACGCAACGUCUGCUGCAUUGGGUCGUGGUCGUUUUGAUCGUGAUAGUGUGUACUUCGUCAGUGGUGGUGGACUAGACUUUCCUCUUACGAAUCCUGGUGUAUCUGGCGGUAGAGUUGUGAAGGUUGAUGUUUAG